Messenger RNA from Aspergillus brunneoviolaceus CBS 621.78, 939 nucleotides. Its product is annotated as oxidase ustYa family protein. Gene Ontology annotation, biological process: mycotoxin biosynthetic process. The transcript has a single exon. The record is from RefSeq and is a predicted model, not a curated record. NCBI's taxonomy places the organism in Eukaryota, Fungi, Ascomycota, Eurotiomycetes, Eurotiales, Aspergillaceae. The coding region runs from base 61 to 885 and encodes 274 amino acids.
GGGGGCCCAGUGAAUAGAGGGAGCUUGCUCUUCCCCCAUGCAUUGCAAUGAGCAUCCACCAUGAGGAAGGACGAACAACGGUAUCAACUCGCUCCAACCGAGGAGGAGGGAGAAGGCCUCAACGACCAUGAGACCCUGUCCGAGACCGCGGGGAAACGGGCGACCCCCAGCCCGCGCCAGCGCACCCAGCUGCGGAUACACUACAGCAUUAUCACGGUCGCAUACACGCUGCUCAUCCCCCUCUACCUCUACCUUCUCCUCCUGACCCAGAACCCGAUCGCCCUUGACAGACUCAUUACCACCCCUAACAACGCCAUCUUCCCAUCCCUCCGCACCGCCAACGCCGUAGGGUACGAAACCCGCCCGUGGCCCGUCCGCCUCCACGACAACCCCUUCGCCGGCAAACCGCGGCCGGAGCUCGAGGCCGCCUGGCACACGCUGUUUGAGAAGAACAACAUCCGCGUCACCGGGGAGGACCUCGCCUUCUACAACGUCACCUCGCUCCCGAUCGUCGGGCCCGCAGGCGAAGGUCCUGGGGGGUAUGUCGGCCAACUGGGGGUGUUCCACGAACUCCACUGCCUUAAGCGCAUCCGCCACUGGAUCUACCGCGAUCAUUAUCUGGCGGACGCCCCGGCGGCGGUGCUGGUGGAGGAGGAGGCGCACGUCGACCACUGCGUCGAGUUGCUCCGGGAGGCGAGUCUGUGUCGGGCGGACCUGACGCUGAGUGGGUUCCGGUGGAUUCAGACCGGUCCGGAGGGUAAGCAGAGGGAGUUGACGGUCGAAGCCAAGGGGAAUCAUGUCUGCGUCGAUUGGGAGCGACUGCGGAAGUGGAAUGAUGCACGAGCGGUGGAUGCGUGGGAGCCCGGGGUUUUGGGCGGCGCUUAGGUUGAUGACUUCACUCUAUGUAUAUGGCAGAUGGCUUGGGCUUGUGAGGAUCAU